Messenger RNA from Fukomys damarensis (Damara mole-rat), 2886 nucleotides. RefSeq names its product H1.1 linker histone, cluster member (gene H1-1). Gene Ontology annotation, molecular function: structural constituent of chromatin; nucleosomal DNA binding; double-stranded DNA binding. The transcript has a single exon. Gene Ontology annotation, biological process: chromosome condensation; nucleosome assembly; negative regulation of DNA recombination. Gene Ontology annotation, cellular component: nucleosome; nucleus. NCBI's taxonomy places the organism in Eukaryota, Metazoa, Chordata, Mammalia, Rodentia, Bathyergidae. The record is from RefSeq and is a predicted model, not a curated record. Bases 38 to 685 code for a protein of 215 amino acids.
CAGUGGGUCUUCUUUCUCUUUUUGCUUUUUAUUCGUCAUGUCCGAGACUGCCCCGGCUGCACAGCCGGCCUCAACGGCCCCCGAGAAGCUGGCGACUGCCAAGAAAGCUAGAAAGCCUGCCAAGGCUCCAGCAACCACUAAGAAGUCUGCGGGCCCUUCGGUGACUGAGCUUAUCGUGCAGGCCGUUUCCUCCUCCAAGGAGCGCAGCGGGGUGUCGCUGGCCGCGCUCAAGAAGGCGCUGGCGGCCGCAGGCUACGACGUGGAGAAGAACAACAGCCGCAUCAAGCUAGGUCUCAAGAGCCUGGUGAGCAAAGGCACCCUGGUGCAGACCAAGGGUACCGGCGCCUCCGGCUCUUUCAAGCUCAACAAGAAGGCGGCUUCUGGGGAGCCCAAGCCCAACGCCACGAAAGUGGCUACAAAGGCAAAGGCAGCAGGCGCUCCCAAGAAGCCGAAGAAAGCUUCCGGGGCCGCCGCAAAGAGGGCGGUCAAGACUCCCAAGAAGGCCAAGAAGUCCCCGCUGGCAAAGAAGCCUUCCAAGAGCCCAAAGAAACCUAAAGUCGUGAAGCCCAAGAAAGUAGCCAAGAGCCCCGCUAAAGCCAAGGCUGUGAAACCCAAAACACCUAAGGUGAAGGUGACUAAGCCGAAGGCUGCCAAGCCCAAGAAGGCACCACCCAAGAAAAAGUGAGCAGUCUGGUUGGAAGAUCCUUCCGGUAACCCAACGGCUCUUUUAAGAGCCACCAUUACAUAGUUCAGAAAAAGAGCUUUUUGCACGCUUUGGCAGUUAAACAGCGUUCAGCUGGUGAGCUGGGGUUGAUUUCCCUGUUAAUCUGAAGCUUGAAUUUGGCGUUUUCAGUGUUCCGAGAGCUACCAGUUCCGCAAGUCAGUAAAUUCUUAGCCCCCAGUACAUGAGAGUCACGGGGGGUUUAUGGGACAGUUUAAUUUAUAAACUAGCUGAUGGUAAUUACGGUAAACUAGGUCCACCUGCUUCUGGCCUGAACAAAUUAGUGUAAAGAUUAAGGUCGCAUUCUUGGGCCAGAACUGCUUAAGUAGCUGGAAUGUGGGUGGGCUUGUGGGGCCACACCCUCCCCCUAGGUGUGGGUGGGUAGGGCUGGUCCUGGGAAUGUGGGUGGCCGCUGCUGUGGUUGGUGUCCUUCAGGCCCGCCUCUGAUCAGGCCUUAUAGCUACAGCUAAGGACGUGGGUUCCAACGUCUUCUUGCCUACGGAGAGUGAGUGUACGUCUUUUCCUCUUAUAUGGAUGCUGGAUCUGUCAGAUUAAGGCCCCGUCAUUUAACCUUAAUUACCUCCCUAAAGGCCCUGUCUAACUCCAGUUUACUUAGGGGUUACAGUUUAAAUAUGUGCGGUUGGGGAUGCAAUUCCACUCAUGAGAUUGUUUUAUUUGCUGGUAUAAAAUAGUUUUUUUCUCUUCAAUUCUGGCAAAAGCCUAUAUUGCCCAGUACAUUUUAUGUGUUGCAGAUGUCUGACCUUUUCAUGCUUUCAAAAAUAUCAUGUUAAUUUAAUAUGUUUAAUAUGUUAGUCACAAUGCCCUUUUAUACUAAAGCUUUUUCAUGUCAUGAGUCACUUUUCUUGCUGAGGUUCCUUUUUCAUAUUCUUGUGAAAUUAGGGAAACAGUUACAGUUCUCAAGACUAUCCACACUUCUAAAACCAUUUUCAAUUUGCUGGAGGUAGGUGUCCUAACUACCCUGCAGUUCAGUAAUUUGCCAGAAAGAUUCAUUACUUAACCAUUAGUUUAUUGCUGUGAAAGGACACAGACUAAAAGCAGCCACUGAAAGAGGCACACAAGACAGUGUAUGUACUGACCGGGCCCCUGUUCUCCUCCAUUCUCAAGAAGACACAUUUAAUUUCUAACUCUUAGUACCUCAGAAUGUGGCCUGGUUUGGAAUAGGGUUGUUGCAGAUGUCAUUAUGAGGUCAUAGUAGAGUAGGAUGGGCUGGUGACUUACAAGGAGAGCUGGUGUCCUUGUAAGAUGGCCACGUGAAGACAGAGACACAGACUCAUGCCAUGGGGUGACAAAGGUACUGAUCCUGCUCAUGCAGCUGCAAGCCAGGACUCCCACAGAUUGCCAGCAAACUACCAGAAGCUAGGAAGAGCGAAGAAUUCCCCUCCAGGGUUCCAGGCAAGCACGCCUCUGCUGAUUCCUGGACUCAAGAUUUCUACUGUCCCUAAAACUGAAAGACAAUAAAUGUGUUGCUUUAAGCCACCCAGCUUUUGUCACUUUGUUACAGAACCCCUAGGAAACCAACUCAGGCACACUGCAGGGAAGUUCCAAAUGUGAACUUCCAGGCUUCCUCCCCCAGUGAUGCUAUCUAUGAACAGUGUCACUUCCCAGCGUUAAAGCUUGACGACACACAGUUACUGGCAACCAAGGAAGCUCACUGGGGCUUCAGUGGCUGGAGUUUUUGUUAGAAUUCUGUGGUUGAUUAUUCACAUGGCUGACCUUUAGCCUCCAGUCCUUCUAGAGAUCCAACAGAUACUGGUGACCUAAAACUCCCAUUAUGAUCAUAUUGCUGACUAUCUGGGGCCAAUGACUCCAGGUAAAUAAAGGGAGUCUAACCAGGUACGACAUUCCAAGGGCCUAGAGGUAACCUCCAAGAAGUUGAGGGCAAAUAUCAUACCUCUCUUUGAUUAAGGUUAAAUCCCCACUGUGUACUUUUAGAAGCUAGGCUUUACAUUUAGAUCUAGUGGGAUUAAUUGUCUGAGUACUGUUUAUUUAUAAAGUUCCUUUCUCCACUGUUUUAUCAUGACACUUUAUUUAGGAAGCAGGGUACUAACAUUUGCGUGGGCCUGCUCCAUUGUCUCUUUGCACCAGUGCCAGGCUGUUUAUUGUCAAUUUCUCAUUUUUGAUUUUCUGUAGAACCUUGUAUUUUU